Molecule: messenger RNA, 4841 nt
Organism: Boleophthalmus pectinirostris (great blue-spotted mudskipper)
Lineage: Eukaryota; Metazoa; Chordata; Actinopteri; Gobiiformes; Gobiidae
Gene: epha8
Product: eph receptor A8
Exons: 19
Coding region: 34-2829 (931 amino acids)
Biological process (GO): axon guidance; cell surface receptor protein tyrosine kinase signaling pathway; protein phosphorylation
Cellular component (GO): neuron projection; plasma membrane
Molecular function (GO): ATP binding; transmembrane-ephrin receptor activity; protein binding
Source: RefSeq, a predicted model, not a curated record
UUCUUCUCUUUGCAGUGGGACUCCAUUAAUGAGAUGGACGAAUACUUUGCACCCAUCCACACAUAUCAAGUGUGCAAUGUGAUGAGCCCCAGUCAGAACAACUGGCUGAGGACAGGCUGGAUCCCACGGGAGGGAGCCAGGAGGAUCUACAUCGAGGUCAAAUUCACACUCCGAGACUGCAACAGCAUGCCCGGAGUCCUGGGCACCUGCAAGGAGACUUUUAACUUGUACUACUUCGAGUCGGAUCGUGCAGUGGGCUCAACCAUCAGAGAAAACCAGUUUAUCAAGAUCGACACUAUUGCUGCAGAUGAGAGCUUCACUGGAGUGGACCUAGGAGUGCGGAGACUCAAACUCAACAAAGAGGUGCGUGGGGUGGGCCCUCUGUCGCGGAGGGGCUUUUACUUGGCCUUCCAGGACAUAGGUGCCUGCAUUGCCCUGACCUCCGUACGCGUGUACUACAAGCGCUGUGUGGGAGUGAGCCGGAACUUGGCCGUGUUCACAGAUGUGGUGACGGGUGCAGAUUCCUCCUCUCUGGUGGAGGUCCGAGGGCAGUGUGUGGACCACGCCGAGGAGAGGGAUACACCCAAAAUGUACUGCAGCGCUGAGGGGGAGUGGUUAGUGCCCAUCGGACGCUGUGUGUGCUCAGCGGGCUUUGAGGAGCACCGUGACUCCUGCGUGGCGUGUGAGGUGGGCUUCUACAAACCUGUGGCGGGGGACGGUCUGUGUGGGAAGUGUCCUCAGCACAGUCACUCAGAGACCAGAGCGGCCGUGUCCUGUCCCUGUGACUCCAACUACUACAGAGCAGCGGACGACCCCCCUGCGGCCCCCUGCUCACGCCCCCCAUCUGCACCAGUCAACCCCAUCUCCUCUGUCAAUGGCACCUCUGUCAACCUGGAGUGGGACAGGCCUCUGGACACUGGGGGGCGCUCUGACCUGCAGUACAGUGUGCAGUGUCUGAGGUGCUCUGGAGAGAGUCCCUGUGAGGACUGUGCGUCCUCUCCAGCUGUUGUGCGCUUCAUCCCUCGGCAGACAGGACUCACCGAGCCCUGGGUCACUGUGCUCAACCUUGCGGCUCACAGCAACUACUCUUUUCGCAUCGUGUCCUCCAAUGCAGUGAGCCACCUGAGCAAUGAGCCGCUGCAGUUCUCUGUGGUCAACAUCACCACGAACCAGGCAGCCCCGUCUGAGGUGAUGGCGGUGCGUCAGGAGAAUACCAGUCAGAACAGUGUGACUUUAAUGUGGCACGAGCCCGACCAGCCCAAUGGAGUCAUCCUCGAGUAUGACAUCAAAUACUACGAGAAGGAUCAUGAGGAUCAGACUUAUUCUACCCUCAAGUCCAAAAACACCAGUGCUCUGGUGUCAGGGCUCAAGCCGGGAACUAAGUACAUCUUCCAGGUCAGAGCCCGCACCUCUGCUGGGUGUGGGCGCUUCAGUCAGAACGUGGAGAUCCAGACUGGGAAAGCAGUCCCCCUGCGCUACAACACCAUGACCAUCCUCUGGAUCUGCAUGGGCCUGGUGUCUGGCCUGGUAGCCUUCAUGGCCAUCAUCAUCUGCAGGAAACGACAUUGUGGCUACAGCAAAGCGUUCCAGGACUCGGAUGAGGAGAAGAUGCAUUACCAGAACGGUCACGUGUCAUUCCCCGAUGCAAGGUUCUAUAUCGACCCACACACCUACGAGGACCCCUGCCAGGCGGUGCAUGAGUUUGCCCGAGAAAUUGAAGCCUCCCGGAUCAAAAUUGAAAAAAUCAUUGGCUCAGGGGAGUUUGGAGAAGUGUGCUAUGGCCGCAUGAGGUUACCGGGGAAACGAGACAUUCCCGUGGCCCUGAAGACACUAAAAGCGGGCUACACCGAGAAACAGAAGAGGGACUUCCUGGCUGAAGCUUCGAUCAUGGCACAGUUUGACCACCCCAACGUCAUCCGCUUGGAAGGGGUGGUCACACAGAGUAAACCCGUAAUGAUCAUCACAGAGUACAUGGAGAACGGCUCGCUUGACUCUUUCCUCAGGCGGCAUGAUGGACAGUUCACUGUGAUCCAGUUGGUGGGGCUUUUGCGGGGCAUCGCAGCGGGCAUGACCUACCUCUCAGACCUGGGCUACAUCCACAGAGACUUGGCGGCACGAAACAUCCUGGUCAACAGUAACCUGGUGUGUAAAGUGUCCGACUUCGGCCUUUCCCGAGUGCUGGAGGACGACCCUGACGCGGCCUAUACCACCAGUGGAGGAAAAAUUCCAAUCCGCUGGACUGCUCCAGAGGCCAUAACAUACAGAAAGUUCUCCUCUUCUAGUGACGUGUGGAGCUAUGGCGUGGUCAUGUGGGAGGUGAUGUCUUAUGGAGAGCGACCGUAUUGGAAUCUCACCAACAGAGAUGUGAUCAAAUCUGUGGAGGAGGGCUACAGGCUGCCUGCUCCCAUGGGCUGCCCCGCUGCUCUGCACACGCUCAUGCUCGACUGCUGGCAGAAGGAUCGCAACGAGAGACCGCGCUUCUGCCAGAUAGUCACUGUUCUCGACAAGCUAAUCCGCAACCCAGAGAACCUCAAGUCCAUGGACACUCUCUGCAGUCUAAACAGCCCUCCUCUGAUGGAGAGGGCUGCCCCUGACUUCAGUAGCUGUAACUCAGUAGAUGAUUGGUUGGAUACCAUAAAGAUGGGUCGCUACAAAGAGCACUUUGCAGCAGGAGGGUACCACACUUUAGGACAUGUCGUAAGCAUGAACCAAGGGGACAUCCAGAGGCUGGGGGUGACGCUGAUGGGACAUCAGAAGAAGAUCAUGAGCAGCGUGCAGCUGAUGAGAGCACAGGUGCUCAACAAGAGUGUCCCCUCUGUGCAUGUAUAACUGCAGAGAAAACCCAGACCCACACCUGGGGGACUGCCAAUACUCAAUACAGAGGCUCCAACCAAUGGAAAAGAAUUGGACCAGACUUUUACCUUAAGAGUUCAACUAUGUCAUUGACAGAGCAAGAAGACUUCUUAUGGACAACCAUUCAUUAUUUCCUUUUUGGUGCAUCAUGUCUUUUUUUGAAACAGGAGAGACUGCCUUAAAAACCACAAAACUGUUUUGUUUAUUGUCUGCAAGAGAAUACAUUAUGAAUGCGUUCAUGAAUUACUAAAAGCAGUACAUACAGGUACAGGGUGUAGUGGCGUGAACAUGGGAUCGUUUAUUCAAGUUGGUGAAUGAUGUUGUAAAAGGUGAACGGGAAAAGUGAGAUAGGGCUCACCCAAGUUGCCAGAUAGUCUUCAUAGUGGAGAAGACCUUGUUCACCCCAGGCUAUUAAUACCAACAACAGGCACACCUCUGCAGUGUCCACAUGUGAUGGAUGACCCCAGCAGAGCCCCGGAGCCCUCUACCCAGUGUAAAACUGAAGAAUGCACAAUUGCUACACGGACUCAAUGAAUGGUGCACUUUAUUCUAUAGUAAGCUCCUAUCUGUCUACAGAGCUAUGAGAAGUAUGUCUCGAGUGUUUUUGGUUUGCAUUUACUACUCGAGCUAAAACUGUUGAAAUUGUACUUUAAUAUGUAUUUAGGCAUUAUAUGAUAAGGCGGGGUGCUUGUUUGAGGAAAAAUAUAUAAUAGAAGAUAAUGUUUGGUAACGUCAAAGGCAUAAUGCACAAAAUGUAAUUUUUAAAGUGGGUUUUUGAAAGGGGACUGCAACAAAUAGGAACUAGAAUAUCUUUCAAUCUACAUAUCUUUAAAAACAUACACAGACUAUCAUCUCCAAACAGAUUUUAGUGUAAUAUCUGGAAAAUCAGUGCAGCUACAUUUGAGUAACUUUGUUAACUAUUUUUGCUGUUUGUCCUUUGAAAAAGCUUUAUAGUCCUGAAGAUGGCACCUACUUUUCUGUAUGAUCAGGUUUGUUGUGCAAUUCAAUAUCAUGUUCUUCCUGACCGAUCUGUGCAAUUAUUUGUUUUUAUUUGUUACUUUACCCAAACACUAAGCCACUAGUGGAAAUAGCAGCUAAAUAACUCGAUUCAAAAGCACAAGUGAAAACACUUAUAUAGAAUCAUGACAAAACCCUAAAAUUUAUUUUUUCUCCAAACAAUGAUAAAUAAUAUUUUAAAAGUAUUUACAUUAUUUCUUUUUCAUAAAGUAUAUGUGAUAUGCACUGUGUCUAAACAGGGUAUAUUAUUGCCAAAUGUUUUUUAAAUAUUGUAGCUAAUGCAGAGCUUUGACCUGUCAUUUGUCCAUGACUAUUUUUGAUGCCUGUUAUAUAAUAUUCACUACUUCAAGAGGAGCUCCACCGAUGCAACAGCACUCCAGAAAAGUGUGCAAUGAUUCAGUAAACAGUACAGAGUGUGCACAUUUCUAUAGUAUAUGGUGCCAAUAACCUACACAAACUGCACAAUCAGCUGUUCUUUACAAACUCAUGUGAAUUCACUGAUGGGCUCUGUGUUGAAAGACAUUUUAGAGUGAAUGUUUAUCUAACACUAUCUACAUACAGCUAUGUCCACACCAAUGCAUAAAAUGACUAUUUUUGUUCAGGGCAAUGGACCACCUCCAUAAUAUCUGAUCUUUCCCCCAUGUUUUGUUUUUUUUUCUCUCUGAUUUGAAGGCAUGUAUUAGUGUGGACAGAGCCCUGGAUCCUUUUUGUAUCAUCCAGAGAAUGUCUUCUGCGCACUGCACUCGGUUGUCUGAAUGAAUGACAGCAUCUGAGAAGAACCUUUUUCUUCUGGACAAUGUAUAAAAGACAAUUCACAAUGGGUUCUUCAAGAUGCUUUUAAAGACACUGGACUUUAACAAAAAAGGUCAUUUUUAUAAAAUUAGGGUGUGUUUUUGCUAGAUGAUUUAUAAUGUACACUGCAAGUUCAGUCACUGCAGAAGAAGAGGAAAAGAAUUCACAUUUUAUUUAUU